This is a messenger RNA of Klebsormidium nitens, 1944 nucleotides long. NCBI's taxonomy places the organism in Eukaryota, Viridiplantae, Streptophyta, Klebsormidiophyceae, Klebsormidiales, Klebsormidiaceae. The record is from the annotation of a GenBank genome assembly.
GCCGCAACUGGUGGCCAGAUACGACGGCAAUCCGCUCUGCCAAACUCCAUCCAACGCUGUCUACUGCCUCGUGAAUCCGAAAGCCGCCCCCCCGCCCCCCCCAGGCUAUGUCUCCGGUCGGCGCUGCGCUUAUGGCCGCCGGAGUGGGGGGGGCCAACGGAAACGGAAACGGAAAUGCUUCUUGCGUUGAGAACUGCGGAGGCGGCGGUUUCCACUGGACCACGACCGACACAAUCGUCACCGCAAUUUUCGUUCCUCUGGGGAUUGUCGUACUCGUCAUUCUCGCCUGGUACCUAAAACGCCAGUGCAUGGCCCGGAGCCGGGGCCCGCUUAUUGCCGGCGGAGUAUAUAAGAGCACCCCCGCAGGGUCGGGGCCAGCCCCUAUGGACCCCGCAAAGCCUGAGUACACAUUCGACGCCAAGGGGGGGUCGUAUUACCCCAUGGCGGGCACCCCCUCCCAAACAUCCACGGAAAGCAUCGACAACAAGAGCGACGGGAGCGGCUCUCGCCUGCUGAAGCCUGUGGCCGACUUUAGCAACGGCGGCAUGGCAAUGUGGAGGCAAGGCACAAUUGGCGAGGUCCUGAAACGGAACGCUGAGCGCGCUUCCGUCGAGGGUUCCGUUGACGCCGGCACCCCCAACGGUAACGGCGCCGGCAACGGUAACGACUACCCGCUGUCCAGCCCCGACGCUGACACGCCCACGCCCGGCAGCCAGCGUUCCUCCAGGGAUCGGUUCCGCCUGGACGGAGCGACCGGAAACGGAAACGUUCCGCUGCUGUUCACGUUCAAGGAGCUCCAGGGCGCGACGCAGAACUUCAGCCCGACGCUGCUGAUUGGCGAGGGCGGGUUUGGCCGGGUUUACUACGGGGUUUUGGAGGGGCGCGAAGUUGCGGUGAAGCGGCUCGAGAAGGUGACGGCGCAGCCGGGCAAGCAUGGCGAGAAGCAGUUCCGCGUCGAAGUGGACAUGAUGAGCCGGCUGAAGCACCCCAACCUGCUGGAGUUCAUCGGCUAUUGCGCCGACAGAUACGAGCGCGCGCUCGUCUACCCGCUUAUGGUCAACCAGAGCCUAUUCCGGCGCUUGCACGAGAGGAACCCCGGUACUGCCGCCCUUGACUGCCACCAGCGGAUGACCAUAGCGUAUCAGGCGGCACGUGCCCUCGCAUACCUCCACGACGAGGUCUCUCCACCCGUCAUCCACAGGGAUUUCAACAGCAGCAACGUUUUGUUGGACGCAAAGCUCGACGCUGUAGUGUCCGAUUUCGGACUGGCCAAGCUGGUGUCGGACGACUCGGGCCAAUCGCAGACCACCAAGCUGUUCGGGACAAUGGGCUACAUGGCGCCAGAGUACCUCCACGGGCACGUGACCGACAAGAAUGACGUGUACAGCUUCGGCGUGGUUCUGCUGGAGCUCAUCUCGGGUCGUCGCGCCGUCAUCUCCAAGGACCUCGACAUCGUUCAGUGGGCGGCAGGCUACACCGGCGAGCGGCCGAUCGGCCCCCUCGCGCGAAUGGCCGACCCCCAGAUCCAAGACCAGUUCCCCGCUGACGCCCUCCAGUGGGCGGUCGAGCUCGCGGCCGAGUGCAUCCAGGCGGAGCCCCGGCGGCGGCCCCGCAUGGCUGACGUGGCACGCGGCCUCGAAGUCAUCCUCCAGGCAAUCAGACGUCAGCAGCCCACGUAUGUUGCGCCCACUCCCAACACCCCCACGUCACCCGCGUCGUUGCUGACUCCGACUGACGUCAUCACGCUCCCUGCGGGCUUCUCGAUGACGCGGUUCCUUGGGAGCCUCAAGAAGCCUUGAAGGUCGAGGCAGGGUUGCUAACACAUGUUACGUCAUUGGUCCAGCGUUGAAAAUAGUAUUUGGGCCUUAUGUUUUAUGUUCAAACGCGUUGAAUCAGGACAAAGCUAGUGGACGAGUGACAGCCAGCCUCAUGCUUGGACUGUGC